AUGGCUCGUCCUCGCCACUUUACGGUGGUGAUCAAGUUGGGAACGUCUUCGAUUGUUCACGAGACCACAUAUCAGCCCCUGCUAUCUACUCUAUCCGCGGUGGUAGAGACUGUUGUUCAUCUUCGCGCACAAGGGCACAAGGUAGUACUUGUGAGCUCUGGCGCCAUUGGUGUCGGGUUGAAGCGCAUGGAGCUCGCCCAUAGACCAAAGAGCUUGUCCGGAAAGCAGGCACUUGCUGCAAUCGGUCAAGGCCGAUUGAUUGCCCUAUGGGAUGAUCUUUUUGGACAUCUGGGUCAACCCAUCGCCCAAGUUCUGCUAACACGGGGUGACAUAUCAGAUCGCACUCGCUACUUGAAUGCAGUGAACACCUUUAAGGAGCUGUUGUCCAUGGGUGUCGUUCCGAUCGUCAAUGAGAAUGACACGGUGUCCGUCAGUGAAAUAAAAUUCGGCGACAAUGACACAUUGUCUGCUAUCACCUCAACAAUGGUUCAUGCAGAUUACCUCUUCCUGCUCACCGACGUAGACGGUCUGUAUACGUCCAAUCCCCGUAAAGAUCCCGAUGCAAAGCAAAUCUAUGUCGUCUCUUCCAUCGCUGCAAUCCGGUCUCAAGUUAGCACCAAUACGUUAGGCUCUAAUCUGGGUACCGGUGGGAUGGAGACGAAACUCAUUGCCGCAGAGAUUGCGACAGCAGCUGGAGUUACAACCAUCAUCACAUCCAGCAACGACCCAAAAAAUAUCUUCAAGAUCAUCCAAUAUAACAAUGCCCUUAAAUCAGGAUCUUCCACGCCGAUCGAGCCAUGUUCAGGACAGGCGAGUCCAGUACCUGCGCAAUCUCUAUCUCCUGGUGAUUCAGACACCACCUCCACUGGGUCUGUACCGGUUACGGACCGUCCAACCAUCAGUGGCCUAGUCAGACCGCCACAUACGAUGUUCCUCCCGUCAUCGGCGCCUAUGCGAGACCUUAAGGCGUGGACGAGCCACACGCUGUAUCCAUCGGGGACCGUAAUUAUCGAUAGCGGUGCUCAUCACGUUCUCUCGCGGAGGGAAUCCGGGGGGCGCCUGCUCCCCGCUGGUGUUCUGGGUGUCCGCGGGGCAUUCGCGUCAGGCCAGGCGGUUCGCAUCGUCGUUCGAAAACGGGCUGCGGUGAGCAAAGAAGAGCACGAGGCUUCGCAGCGGUCAUAUUCCGAUGGACUCUCGACGACGGCGCCGAAUACCCCGGUUCUACUCCCCAGGGCAUCCGUGUCCUCAUCGAUAUCAACUCUGCAUGACAUUGAUUUGGAGCCAUGUCUCCCUCCAAUUGACGAGGAGAUGACGCCGUCGACGUCGCUCAAGGUGUUACGGGAGGAUGGUCAGGCGCUGGUUGAGCACCCCGCUGACCAUAGCGUGGAAUGGGAGGUGGAGGAAGUUGGGCGCGGUCUUGCAAACUACAAUUCUGUGCAAAUAGAGAAGGUGAAAGGCCUCAGAAGCUCUUACAUCCCGGAGUUACUGGGCUACGCGGAUUCGGAGUACGUUGUAGAAAACAUCACCAUCCGUGUUCCGCCUCAGUCUUAG
This is a messenger RNA of Sparassis crispa, 1551 nucleotides long. Its product is annotated as Glutamate 5-kinase. Bases 1 to 1551 code for a protein of 516 amino acids. Lineage: Eukaryota; Fungi; Basidiomycota; Agaricomycetes; Polyporales; Sparassidaceae. The transcript has 7 exons. Gene Ontology annotation, cellular component: cytoplasm; cytosol. The record is from RefSeq and is a predicted model, not a curated record. Gene Ontology annotation, molecular function: RNA binding; glutamate 5-kinase activity; ATP binding.